AUGCUAGAGCAGAAGCAGGCCCGAGGGCGUGUUCCGAUCGAGUUUGGUAGCAAGAAGAUGGACGAGUGUCAACAGCGGUGGGAUACACGAGAAAGGGAGUUGUAUGCGGUAAGGUUCUUCGUAGAGAGGUGGCAGGAUUACUUUUGCGCUGCGCCGUUUACCAUCAGGACUGAUCACCAGAACCUGUUGUAUUUGGCUCGGGUUGAAGGACACCCGGGGGUAAAGAGGAUGCUGAGGUUGGUGACCAAGUACUUCUGGUGGCCGGGCAUAACGAAGGACGUAGAAGACUUCUGCCGAGACUGUCCACUUUGUCGUCGUUUGUUUACCGCACCGGUAGCUGUGUCGAAGCCGGGGACUCUGGACAGAGACUGCUUCAAUGAAUUG
Messenger RNA from Gregarina niphandrodes, 384 nucleotides. RefSeq lists its product as hypothetical. The record is from RefSeq and is a predicted model, not a curated record. The annotation marks the transcript as partial. The transcript has a single exon. Lineage: Eukaryota; Apicomplexa; Conoidasida; Eugregarinorida; Gregarinidae.